AUGUCUCCAAACGGUCAGACCAUCGUGGCUCGUCAUGCAGGAGAACCUGCAGCACCCGCAGAGCCGGCGGAGCCCAAGGCUCGCAAAGCUUGCAUUAAUUGCCGAAGGCAGAAGAUGAAAUGUAGAAUAGACAGCGGGAACAUAUGUCGGAGAUGCAGGCGUUCUGGCAACCCUUGCAUUUUUGUACCUCGGUCCAAUGCUUCUGUCCCGUUUAUCCCAGGGUCUCUGCCCCUGACUGACCCGACUCACAUCGAAUUCAACAGUGAGAUAUUGCGAAGACUUCAGUCGAUUGAAGAAUACAUAGGUCUUUCCAGAUCGAAGCCCAACGAGGCGGAAGCAGGCGAUGAGAUAGACAUGAAUGGAGAAGAUGAGCUACAAGAAGAAGACAGUUCUUUGAAUUCUCUAUGGGAAGCCGUCCGAUGCCUUGAAAGGAUAAGUCCCAGCUCCAUUGAUGCUUUGAUAUGGCGGAGGAGUACCAUCAAGCACCUCUGGCAGAUCUUCAAUGAAAAGACACCAGGACUCCACUUUCUUCCAAGCAAACAACGGUUUUCUGCCCCUCGGCCACUGCUUCUGGCUUCUAUUCUAUACUGCUCAAGUACUCGUGGAACUACUGAAGUAGCUGAGCUAGCACCGCAUUAUUUCAACGUACUCUGUAAUGCCAUCGCGCAACUGAGUAUUCCGAAUAGCGAAAUUGGACACUCUCCAGACGAUCCAGGCUCAGUGGAAGAAUGGGCAUUUCAAACCGUGUUAGCCAUCAUUUUGGCUGGGCUCUUGACCGAGGGCAGCGUCCGGGAGACGGGUAUUUGGAUCUCUGUCGCGCAUCGUUUAAUCCUUGAGAAUUGUCCACCACACAUUGAUGAGAGGUCUAGGGAUUGGCGGAAGCUUUUUACUGGCGUUCAAAUUGUUGAUCUAGAGCAUGCCUCUCUUCACAUGGCUGCUCCUGUCAUUCCACGGGAGCCGCCCCUCCCAUCGCUCACCAUAUCACACAGGGAUCAACUCUACCGGCUAUCUCGAAUGAUGCACACCGGCCUGACUCACUUCACUGGGCGCGGCUUGCCAACCAUUUGGUCAUGUUUUACGGGUAGCCCCUCAGAAACUACCUGGUCAGCGUAUCCAUUCAGUCCUGUCGAUGCAGCUGUCAUCCGCGACUGGGCUAGACAGCUUGACGACUGGCUCGUAGAGUUUAGCAAGGAAGUUGAUGACAGUGAGCAGGACCGCCAGUCAGUCUUUCGUCAGUAUGUGUUGCACCGACUGCUCGUUUUGUCCAUCUACCAUCCUGCCAGGGGAUGCAACCUCCACUCUAAUAGCAUCACGCCCAAGGAGCAAUACGAACUCCUACUUUCAGCACGUGCGACUCUCAAGCUCCACUUAAACGACAAGGCGAUUUGGUCCAAUUGGGAUCUCGUCAUGAUCACAUGGGCCGCUCUUAUUGUGAUACAGGGUGUGGAAGGUGGCAACGGAGAAGCAGAUGACCUUGGAAAUAUCCGCAUUCACCUUGACUUCCUGAGGCAGACGAAUGAGCCAAAGCCAAGCUUACACGAUAAGCUGGCCACGCGGCUUGAGCAGAGCCUGCAGGGCAUGCAAACCCCAAGCCCCACGGCACUGCAUGAUCCCAUGAGUCUUCCUGUGAUAAGCCCAGAUCUGGACUACUCAUGGCAGAUCUUCAACCAGGCCAGCCUGGACCAGGUGACGUUUGGGAUCUGGCCGGAAACGACGGAUAUACAACCCAUACAAUGA
This is a messenger RNA of Ilyonectria robusta, 1737 nucleotides long. RefSeq names its product fungal transcriptional regulatory protein. The transcript has 4 exons. The record is from RefSeq and is a predicted model, not a curated record. NCBI's taxonomy places the organism in Eukaryota, Fungi, Ascomycota, Sordariomycetes, Hypocreales, Nectriaceae. Gene Ontology annotation, biological process: regulation of DNA-templated transcription. Gene Ontology annotation, molecular function: DNA-binding transcription factor activity, RNA polymerase II-specific; zinc ion binding. Bases 1 to 1737 code for a protein of 578 amino acids.